Molecule: messenger RNA, 2205 nt
Organism: Impatiens glandulifera
Lineage: Eukaryota; Viridiplantae; Streptophyta; Magnoliopsida; Ericales; Balsaminaceae
Product: ring canal kelch homolog
Exons: 10
Coding region: 61-2133 (690 amino acids)
Biological process (GO): response to endoplasmic reticulum stress
Molecular function (GO): protein binding
Source: RefSeq, a predicted model, not a curated record
CUUUUGUUUUUGUUUUGGACUGCAUCUUUUGAUGUUUGUGUUUAUGAUUUGAAAUUAAGGAUGGGGGCGGGAAAGAAGACGAAGAAUGCAAGAACGGAAUCCUCUUGGACAGUGAAUUCCACCACACCAGCUAGAAACUUGAGGACGACCGAAAUCGGGGCAAUUAUUUUUGGUUGCAAGCACAACACAAUUCAAGAAUGUUACAAUAAUCUAUUAUUUGGUUUGCCAGCACCACAUUUUGCAUAUGUGCGAAAUGUCAAACCUGGUAUGCCACUUUUUCUAUUCAAUUAUAGUGAUAGAAGACUUCAUGGUGUUUUUGAGGCUGUUAGCCAGGGACAAUUGAACAUCAGUCCUUAUGCAUGGACGGAUGGAUCCUACUACACACCAUAUGAGGCACAGGUAAAAGUUCGGGUUGUGACUCAAUGCAAUCCAAUCAAUGAAGAGAGCUUUAAGCCAAUAAUUGCAAGCAACUACUAUGACGAGAGGUUGUUUUGGUUUGAACUAGACAAAGUUCAAACUGAUAACCUGAUGUCUAAGUUUCAUGCAAAGCCAAGGGAAAUAUACAAGAGGCCUCCCUUACCACAAGGCCCAAUUGCCGAGGCUUCAAAUGCUUGUGCAGUGAGUGGGACUAGAGCGUCCAUUCCUGAGAAGAAGUGGAGUUCAUUGUUUAAAACUUCACCGGAUAAUGAGGCCAUAGCAGAAGCUUCUUCAGAUUUGUAUGCCAAUGCAGGGUGGGAAUCUGUGCAACCCAUGCAUGAGUCCAACUGGGAUAAUUGUUCUAAUUUUGAUCCUAUACCUGUUUAUGUAAACCAAGAAGUAGAGCACUCACAGGAUGAUGAAUUAAGUGUUGAUGCACCAAGUUCAGUUGAAACUAAUGUUGUUGACUCACCGACUAAGGCACCUUGUUUGGAUGGAGGCCUUGAGUAUUCUAGUGUACCUGAGGACUUAUUACAUUCAAGGGAAGAGUUGACAUCACAUAAUAAUAACAUGCAAGAUUCUGUUCAUUCAAUGGUCAGGGAACAUUCGAAAGCUGAGUUUACUUCAAAGGAGAUUGGCGAAUGUUCCAGUGAUUGCUGCUCAAGAUUGUUUGAAGAAGUUAAGAAAUUGAAGAUAUGUUGCUCACAACAAGAACAGAAGAUUAGUGUUCUGGAGCAGGCACUGGUUGAAUCAAAGAUACAAAUGCAGAAUCUUAUGCACCUGAACAACCACCAAAUGGAAUCUUCUCCUUUGACCUCUGCUGACUGUUUUGAGGACAAUAUAUAUGAUCACAAACCCAUAUAUGAUGCAUCAAUAUAUAUUGUUGGAGGAUACAAUGGUGAUUUCUGGUUAUCAUCAUUAACUAAAUAUUCACCUCUCUAUGAUGAGAUGAAACCCCUCCGCCCAAUGCCUUUUUUGCGGAGUUACGCAUCUAUAGCUAAACUUAAUGGUGAACUUUUCGUACUUGGUGGUGUUCAUGGUAACACAUGGUACGACACAGUUGAGUCAUACAUCCCUUCGAAUGACAUUUGGGUCACCCGCCCUUCAAUGAAUGGGAAGAAGGAAAGUCUAGCAGGAGUAUCUCUGUGGGACAGGUUGUAUGCAUUAGGUGGCGGGGAUGGAGUUGAAUGUUUUUCAGAUGUUGAAUUCUUAGAUUUGAAUGGUGGAAGGUGGAUUACCUCACAGUCCAUGCAACAGAAGCGCUUUGAUCCUGCAGCAGCCGAGACCAAUGGGGCACUUUAUGUUGUUGGUGGAUAUGAUGGAGUACAUUACUUAAGCACGGCAGAGAGAUUCGAUCCUAGAGAAGGUUCAUGGAAUAGCAUCAAGAGUAUGAGCGUGGGCAGAGGUUGUCACUCUUUGAGUGUGCUGAAUGGGAAAUUAUACGCAGUGGGAGGUUACGAUGGAUCGAAGAUGGUUUCAUCAGUAGAGGCUUUUGAUCCUCGGGUUGGUGCUUGGAUGUCAGUUGAGAACAUGAAGGGUUGUAGAGGUUCGUUUGGAGCUAGUGUGGUUGGGGAGAAGAUAUAUGCGAUUGGUGGAGUGGGUGAAAAUGAUGUGGUCCUUGGGACGAUUGAAUGUUACAAAGAGGGUACUGGAUGGCAGGUGACUGACCUGAAAGGCAUUGGAGAAAGGGGAUUCUUCUCUUCCAUUGUGAUGUAGCUGAUUAGAAGUGAGUGUUAUCUUUUCUUAAAACUGAUUUUUUUUUAUUAAAGUCAGAAGUCCAACAACAAC